AUGAAAACAUUACAGGAAGAAAUUUUACGUAAAUGUAGAAAGAAGACGGAAUCUUUAAUUUUUCCUGAUAAAAUGGAAAACGAUGAAGAAUUUAAAGAAGAAGAUUUAUAUGAGGAAGACGUAAUCUCAGUAGAAACUGAAAAAACUACGACCGAAGAAUUACCAUUCGAAGAUGUAUUGGCUGAGAAACGCCGUAAAUAUACGACUAAACAAGAGUUUAUCUAUUCAUUAUGGAACGAAUAUUUCUUACGAAAGAAACAGUUUACGAAGAAAUUUAAUCAGGACGAUGCUAAAAUAAUAGAGGAAAAUGAAAAACUCGAUGAUUAUAACAAAAAUGAUGUUUUGUUCAUAGAAGAACAAGACAAAAAGAAUAAAAUAAUAACCGUUCCAUUUUGGAAGUUGUCACUACCGGAUGAAUUUGUAGACAUAAAAUUUUAUAACAAUAAUUCUUAUUGCGGUCGCAUUAGUAGGAAAAUGAUGGAAGGUGAAGGAACCUACACGUGGUACAAUGGCGUUCAAUAUAAGGGCCAAUUCGAACAAAAUAAAAUUCAGGGGAAAGGUCUCUUGAAGUGGAACAAUAACUGUUGGUAUGAAGGCAAUUUUGUAGAUGGUCUUCGACAUGGCAAAGGCAUUCUGGUGGAUAGAGCAAAUAAUCGUAUAUAUAUUGGUCAGUGGUGUAUGGGCCACAUGUGUCAAAAAGAAUAA
Cyphomyrmex costatus is the source of this 705-nucleotide messenger RNA. RefSeq names its product phosphatidylinositol 4-phosphate 5-kinase 3. The record is from RefSeq and is a predicted model, not a curated record. Bases 1 to 705 code for a protein of 234 amino acids. NCBI's taxonomy places the organism in Eukaryota, Metazoa, Arthropoda, Insecta, Hymenoptera, Formicidae. The transcript has 3 exons.